Scomber scombrus (Atlantic mackerel) is the source of this 1485-nucleotide messenger RNA. RefSeq names its product mitochondrial carnitine/acylcarnitine carrier protein. Lineage: Eukaryota; Metazoa; Chordata; Actinopteri; Scombriformes; Scombridae. Gene Ontology annotation, cellular component: mitochondrial envelope. Gene Ontology annotation, biological process: carnitine transmembrane transport; mitochondrial transport. The record is from RefSeq and is a predicted model, not a curated record. Gene Ontology annotation, molecular function: O-acyl-L-carnitine transmembrane transporter activity. The transcript has 9 exons. The coding region runs from base 132 to 1046 and encodes 304 amino acids.
GCUGGGAGAAGCGGACUGUCAGCGGGGAGAAGCGGACUGUCGGCGGACUGUCUGCGGGGAGAAGCGGACUGUCUGCGGGGAGAAGCGAACUGUCUGCGGGGAGAAGCGAACUGUCGGCGGGGAGAAGCGGGAUGUCUGCUCCGGUCAUGCCGGGAGAGGAGCGAGUUUCUCCGCUGAAGAACUUCUUGGCUGGAGGAGUCGGUGGAGCCUUUCUGUUGCUGGCGGGACAUCCGCUGGACACCAUCAAGGUGAGACUUCAGACGCAGCCCAAAGCUUCCUGUCCUCAGUAUGUCCUCUACACAGGAACAUAUGACUGCUUUCGCAAGACCGUGUCGAAAGAGGGCCUUCUGGGGCUGUAUAAAGGGAUGGGGGCCCCUCUGGCAGGUGUGGCUCCUAUGAUGGCGAUCAGUUUCUUUGGUUUUGGUCUGGGGAAACAGCUGCAGCAGAGAGAUGCUGCUACACCCCUAACGUACACUCAGGUCUUCCUGGCGGGCUGUCUGGCUGGAGUCUUCACUACAGUCAUCGUGGCUCCAGGAGAGAGGAUUAAAUGUUUGCUGCAGGUGCAGGCUGGCAGCGGACAGUCGAAGUACUCGGGUCCGGUGGACUGUGCGGUGCGGCUGUACCGGGAGCAGGGCCUCCGCAGCGUCUACAAAGGAACUCUGCUCACUCUCAUCAGAGACGUUCCUUCUAAUGGACUCUACUUCCUGACAUAUGAAUGCCUCAAACACUUCCUGACUCCUGAGGGUCAAAGCGUAUCUCAGCUCAGCACUCCCAACAUCCUGCUGGCUGGAGGCGUCGCAGGGAUCCUGAACUGGACGAUCGCUCUUCCUCCUGAUGUCCUCAAAUCCAACUUCCAGACAGCUGCAGACGGGAAGUAUUCAGGUCUAGCAGACGUUUUGAGGACCUUGCUGAGAGAAGAAGGAGCUAAAGGUCUCUAUAAAGGAUUCAAUGCCGUGUUUCUACGAGCGUUUCCUGCUAAUGCCGCCUGUUUCUUGGGGUUUGAGGUGGCGUUAAAGGGACUGAACUGGCUCGCACCCAGCUGGUAAAAUACAUCUGUAACUGGUUUCCAGUAUGAAGCAGCUAGUAAAAUACAUCUGUAACUGGUUUCCAGUAUGAAGCAGCUAGUUAAAUACAUCUGUAACUGGUUUCCAGUAUGAAGCAGCUGGUAAAAUACAUCUGUAACUGGUUUCCAGUAUGAAGCAGCUAGUUAAAUACAUCUGUAACUGGUUUCCAGUAUGAAGCAGCAGCUGAAUUGAUAUUUUCAGGUGAAACUUUAAAUGCACAUUUUGAAUGUAUGAUUUUUAGAUGUAGUGAAAUUCUUCUUUUUCUCAUUUUUUAAGUGUUUACAAACUAUUUGUGAUGCUUUAAAAUGUCAGAUCAGAACUAUUUGAUGCAGCUUUCAGCAUUAUUGAUCCUCAGGUGAACUUGUUUGUUUACUUUUAUAAGCUUUGCAAAUAAGAGUGAAUAAAGAGUUUUAUAACAGCU